Plutella xylostella (diamondback moth) is the source of this 3808-nucleotide messenger RNA. RefSeq names its product Protein phosphatase 1 regulatory subunit 15 (gene PPP1R15). Gene Ontology annotation, molecular function: protein phosphatase regulator activity. NCBI's taxonomy places the organism in Eukaryota, Metazoa, Arthropoda, Insecta, Lepidoptera, Plutellidae. Gene Ontology annotation, cellular component: endoplasmic reticulum; protein phosphatase type 1 complex. Gene Ontology annotation, biological process: response to endoplasmic reticulum stress. The record is from RefSeq and is a predicted model, not a curated record.
ACACCCACACACAUGCGAAAAUUUUGAUUAAUUAAUUCAUCAAAAUGGCCGAAGAGUAAAAGAUGUGUUAUUGUGUAUUUUCAUAACUUUUGUCACAAUGGAGCUUAAAAACGCAUACAAUUUCGUUAAUUACAAAUUUUCAAGUGAGCAGGACAUUUCCAACGAUUUCUUGACUCGUGUAGAGCCGUGUAAAUCUUACAAAGACGAGUUAUUUUCUGUGCGUGUCACUGGACCUUGGGUUUUCCAGGAUAUAUCCUUGAUUAACUCUAGAAAGUGGUGUCAAUUUAACUUUAAACCUCAUCCUCAUUCUUUUGCAAGUGUUCCGUGUGCUGGAACUAUGGCCGCGUGAUAAAAAAUGGCCUAAUUACGAACAUAAUACUUCAGUGAUUGUGUUGCUGAAAUCUUAGGUCGAAAGAAAGAAAACCAUGACGUUUCGUCUAAAUUCAGACUGGCGCACCAGGCGCAAUCAAUUCGGCAGUGUCUCCCCAAACUACGCACCCAUGCACUACUCCAUAGCCAGUUACUGCACGGAAACAAAGGCAGACGGCAUGAACAAAGCUGAUUUGAACGAGCUAUUUGCGCCUGACGUGUGUCUCAGCCAGCUGCACAUGCUACCGAAUCCACUGCAGAAGAACCUGGCAGACACCCUGCCUGCGCCGGAGGUCGAACCUCCGAGCUUCAAGAUGAGAAACCCGCCUAUUAGCCACGAUAACUUAACGCGCAGUACUGAAAGUAUGAAGGUAGACGGCGAGGUACAUGAAGCGCACGCACUGUCCAGUAUUGGCAACUUUAUUUCCGGUGUCUUCAGCGUGUUGUCGGCGGCGAUGCCAGCCAUGCCUUUCCAAAGGCGGCCGAAGCCCCAGAGCUGCGACCAAAAAGAUUUGAAUUCCGAUUCGCGUGACGCGCCACCGUCGCCACUAGAUUUCUGGCCGCCCGCCAACACUGAGCAGCAAAAUAAGAACAAUUGCAGAGACCAGUUGAAUACUCAAUCGUGUGAAAAUAACAUCAAUGCUGAGACAAAGGAAAAAGAAAUGAGUGUGGACGUUCGCGCGGCGGCCGCCCACUGCGAGGCGAAGAUUAACAAGGUACGGUCGCUGCUGAGCACGUCUAAGACAGAGAGGGUGUCUCCCAGAAGUAGUAUUCGACAGCGACCAAAAAAAGUCUUUGUCGAGCCAAGUUCUGUCAACGAACAUUAUGAAGAGGUAACAUUACAAGAUGACUUUAUACAUCUACCCAAUGACGCAUCUGUUGAAUGCAUCAGUCCAUGUAAGAUAACUAAUUCAGAGCUGAUACAAAUUGAUGCGGCAAAAAUUAAGACUGAGAUGGCUCCACUAGAAACUAUGGACAUUAUUAAACCGCUAAAAGCUAUUUCCAUUACUGAAGAUAAGACAGUCAAAGAUGUAUUACCUAAUGGAUCUGUGCAGGUACAAAACAUAGAAGCAAAGAAAAAUCUACUGAAUGGUACUGCUAAAAUAGAAAAUAAAGAUACAAGCAAAAUUCUGUGCAAUGGGACUUCCCACAUAAAGAGCAUAACAAAAACAAAUACUCCUCUUACCAAUGGGACUACAAAACUAGAAAAAAUAGACGAAUUACAAGCUAGCAAGUCAGAUACUGAUGUGGAAAGCAAAGAUGUGGUUGAUAAACUAAUAGAUACAAAAACUGAAAUAAUUCAAUCUUGUGAAGACAAACUUAGCAGAUUGAAAGCUCUAUUGUCAGAGCGUAGAAAAAACAAUACAAAAUCUUGCCUUAAUACUGAAACAAACAAUGAACCAAUCAAAGAUAAUAAAUGUGAUACGCCAAUGGCCAAACCUAUUCCAGUGCCAAAGGUACAGAACAAAAGAUAUAAGAACCCCAAUAGAUUAAAUGUGGACAAAAGAAAGCAGUGUCAAUUAAGAAGAAAUAUUAAAGAUGAUAUGACAUUUGCUGAUGAAAUUAAUGUUGAGCCUUCUAGUGUAGAAAAUUCACCACAAAUCCAUAUCUCCACACAUUUUGCCUCAAACUUAGAUAAACCUGCUAACCCUAGUGUUGUCAUCUCCAAAUCACCUGCAUCGGAAUCCACAGAAAACCUCUCUUCUAACAGUGAUUGCUUCUUUAAUGAAAUAGCGGGACGUUUCCACAAAAACUCAACAACAGAAAGCGAAGACUCAUUCCAAAUAGUCUUUGCAGAUAGUCCCCAACACAGUCCGCGAACGAGAAAGGUAUCUGACUGUGACUCCGAAGACUCCUUCAUCAUCUUCGAGGAUAGCCCCGACAGCUGCUACACUUCAACUGACGUCUUCGGCCACCACAGCGAUGCAGGAUCAGAGAGUGAUUCAUCAGCGUACGACUCCGACAUCGACUCCGGUCGAGCCACCUUCAAGCUGUCUCACUCACUAUCCAGGACUAUUAGUGACUUGACCGAUGACAGUCUUUACGAAGACUCGGUGAACACAGUGAGCAAACCUCGCCCUUACUCUGACAGUGAGGACGAGGUUGAUUGUGCAGUGAAAAUCUGUGAUGAAAUACCCGACAAGGAUUUGGACCACAGUGUGAAAGUGGGUGAAGUGAGUGCCAGUGACCAAUCUACAGGACUGUUGCUGGAUGAUGCCAAGAAAAUUGAGAAAAAGAAAAAGCCAGUUAAAAAGGUGACGUUCUCCUCCGACCCGCCCAAGGUGCGUGUGAUGCGAGUGUGGGCGUACGCCGCGAGGCAGGCGCGCGCCGGCCACUGGGAGAAGAACGCUGUCGACCGGGAGAGGUUCAAGAGAAGAAUCGCUGACGUGGACAUGGCGAUAUCGUGGGUGCUGAAGCCCCAACACCGCGCCAGAGUCAAGUUCCAACGCUUCAUGCCGUGGUGGCACGCCGAGCGACGCCGGGAAAUAGCGGAGAAGAAACAGAGAGAAGAGGAAGAGAAGAUACGGGCAGAACGGGAAAGGAUACGGGCGGAAGAGGAGGCGGAGCAGGAGAGGAUUUGGGCAGAACAGGAGGCGAUCCGGCUAGAGCAAGAGAGGGUAGCGGCAGAAGAGAAAAGAAAGAAAGAGGAAGAGGCGAGAAGGAUUGAGGAAGAGAAAAAGAGGGUAGUUGAGGAGAAGAAAAAGCAGUACGAAGCGAAGUUGGGCAAAAGGGAGUUUUCGUCCAAAGUUUUGGCGCCUAAAAGGUUGAUAGUGAGGUUGUCCAGAUCUAGCGUGAUUAGUAAGUUCGAAGCCAACUGCGCGCCGAAACCGCUAAAGGCAGAAGUUACACAUAAAGAUAAAGAUACGGGCAAAACUGCAAAAGUUGAUGCCAAACCGGCACCGGUGACUAAAAAUGGGUUUGUUCAAAGCUAUGACUAGCUAAAAACUAAAGGAAUAUCAAACGGUAUUUUAUGAUAAAAAAAGCUCUUGAAAAGAGGUCGAGAUAAGGAGACAAAAAAACAGUACGUAAUUGUAAAAACCGGUUCGUCAGAAGUGCUACAGUAAAUGUACGAUAAUGAUUCAUGCUUUAAAUUGAAAUGGAGUCCUUUACCACAGUAAAUGAAAAUGUACCUGAAAGGCUUACGAGGGGACUGAUCAGGUAGGAUAGCAAUAGUUAUCAAAUACACGGGGAUUUCGGGUUGGUUACCAUUGCACCAUAUCAUAAAACAAAAAAAAAACAAUUUACUCAAAGCGAAGGUAAGAUUUUAUGAAAAGAAAAACGAUAUGCAGCUAAGAUUUUGCGAAAAAUUGGUACCAAAUUAUGUUCUUUCAUGGUAUUUCGAUUUGUGAAUUUAAAAAAACAUAAAAUUGUACUGGGAUAAUGUAAAUGUAACCCCUAAUAGUGCAAUAAAAAGUAAAUUUAAUUUACUUACGUGCAA